GCUGAGUAAUGGAUACAUACACACACACACACACACACACACGUGGACGGACACACACACACGUGGACACACACACACGUGGACACACCGGUAACAGUGUGUGUAAGUCAUGGUGGAAGUGUUUGGCUGUAAACAGAAGAGAGCUUCCUCUGAGUCCUUGUGUGAUGUGGUGUGUAAGAGGUUGAAGGUGAAUGGAGAACAUGGUGAACUCCAGAGGUUACAGGAUGAGGAUGAGGCCACGCCCCCCCGUCUCUCUCGCCCUGAUGACCAGCUGUGUGACAGGAUCAGUGUGAGGGACGUGUCUGAGUUACUGCAGUACAUCACACUGAGGAAACACCACGACGUGAAGAAACCCAGUUGGUGUCGUCUCCAUCAGGAGGACCGGGUGGAGCAGGUACAUGUGGCUGUGCUGGAAGGCGUGGCCCAGCUCCACUUCUACACACACUACACUCAGUUUAAACACCUCCGCUCCAAGUACACCACCAGAUGUACCCUCGUGCCCUCCUCAGGGGACGUCCUGUCCGAACUGUUCGACUCUGACCUCUCGGCUGUGGGCAGUUCAGCUGGGUCCAGUUCUGCUCUCCGCAGAGUGCCACCUACAGAUGAUGUGGGUCACCACCCAGUGGUCCGGCGCUAUGGUAUGAAGAGGAAGGGGUUGAGCAGCUACCUGCUGACCGAGCAGGAGAGGAUGAAGAAGAACUUCCCUGUGAAAGGUGGGCGGGGAUUCGAGUCAUUUGUCUGCACACAGGCCGAUGAUCACGUGACUGACCGCAGCCCGCUGUAUGGUCUGGACUGUGAGAUGUGUCUCACACAGGAAGGGCCAGAGCUGACCCGUGUCGCCGUGGUGACCAGCAGCGGGGAGUGUGUGUUAGACGAGCUGGUGAAGCCAUAUAACACCAUCAUCAACUACUGCACCAAGUUCUCAGGGAUCACUCGCUCCAUGCUGAAGAACGUUACUACCAGACUUGAUGAUGUUCAGAUGAAACUCCUGACUCUGUUGCCAGGAAACGCAGUGCUGGUCGGCCACUCCCUCGACAACGACCUGCGCGCCCUCAGACUGAUCCACCCACAUUUGAUUGACACAUCACUGCUGUACCUCAAAGAGUUUGGACAGAGAUUCAAGCUGAAACUUUUAGCCCAAGUCAUUCUGAAGAGGGAUAUUCAGUGUGAACAGAGGAGAGGUCAUGACCCGUGUGAGGACGCUCGUGCUGCUCUGGACCUCGCUCAAUAUUUCAUCAACAACGGACCGAGACAGGUUGUUGAAUGUCAUCUUCAGGAUCUUUGGGGUGUUGAACCUUUUCCUGUAACUGGAGCACUGAAUGGAUCAGUACAUACACACACACACACACACAGUUCUCUUCUGUUUGGACACGCCCUCAACAAGGCCGGCCUCCCAGCUCUAUUUCUUGGCCAAUCAGAGGCACUGAAUGGUGUCUCCUCCAAUCAUCUGUGGCGCAGACAUUACUGUAACUCUGAUAAAGAGAGUGUGUGUGUGUUUCAGCGUGUGUGUCAGUCAUAUACUCUCAGUUUGGUCCAGUUCUCAUCACUGAGGAGAAAUCCAACAGGAGGAACACACACGCUGCAGCAGAUGGCCUUGAGGGUGAAUCUGAUGUGUGUGUUGUUUGUUGGACCUCUACCACACACGUACACAGAGAAGGACGUUCACACACUGCUGAAGCCAUACGGUAUACUGCGCUCAGUCAGACUACUGCACAGUACACACAAGCUGCAUGCUAUAGUUGAGUUCCAGCAUUUAGAGGGAGCUGAACUCGCUCUGCAGUCUCUCACUAAUCUCCAAAUAGAAGACACCAUGAUAAAGCUCCAGCGUCCGGUUAACGAGCUGACUCUGGAUCUGGACACGUCUCUUGCUGAACUGCAGAACGACGUCCAGAACAGUCACAUGAUCUAUGUAGGCCGGUUGUCACGGCAACGCCGUCACCAGCUCCUACAGGCUUUCGUCUCGCUCGGACCCGCUUGUGACCUCACCCCCGCCAAGGAUUCUGGGAAACGUCGAAGACACACACGCAUCAAGUUCGUCAGGUCUGACAGUGCCUGUGCUGCCCUCCGCUCCAUGGUGCAGACGGGAAACAGGAAGUUACAUAUGUGUCGCUCUCUCACACCUGCACACAUGCUCACCUGGACACACACCAACCCUGUCACCGUGGAAACAACCGUAGAGCCCGCUGGUUUGGAGGAGCGGACAGUACGAGAGGAGGCGGAGCCUGCAGGACUCACCUGUGCACAGGACGGAGAGAUGCAGCGCAUGAUGCGGAGACUGGACAGGAACGUGGGGAAAAUGUUCAGGGCGCUGGAGAGACACACACUCAGCAUCAUCCUCCUCCCUGGGUUUAUAUGCAACGGAGUGGAAUAUCACGGCCUCUGUUUCAUUCAGGUGAAGCAGGUCUAGGUCAAAGGUGUCACCGGACCUGGCCUGCGGGUCACCACGGCAACCAAACUGACCUCAUGAAAUAUGGACUUCAGUGUUGUUCACCCUGUGUGUGUGUGUGUGUGUGUACAACUUCAUUUAUACACAAACACCUUAACCUGAGGACCUCAUUAAAGCAGUUCAUCUGAUUAAUAACGUUUACUACAGACAGGAAUCUGGUCAUGUUUAAUCUCACACACACACACACACACACAGAGGAAUGAACUCAAAUGAACAGACUGUUCUAAUGAUUUGAAUUUUUAAUGACUUUCUACUGUGUGUGAAAGUAUUUUCUAUAAAAAAAAGAAAAAGUGAUUGUAAAGAGUCUGAGUGAAACUUCAUGAUGACCUAAAGAUUAUUUUCUGAAGCUCUGAAGAGGAGAAAAAUCAGAUCAGCAUUAGAUAUUUAAAAGGAGAAAGCAUUAGGACUGGAAGAUGAAGUGGGUGUGGCCAAGGGGAAGACUAAAGCAGUGCAGGUCAUAUCCAGGUGAAAGGAUCUAAUAAGGUGAGGGCUAUGGGUUAGAGGAUCUAGUGGAAAACUGGAUGAGUGGAGUGGGUGUGGCUAGAUGAAGGGGUGGAGCCUGUGAGAGCUGAAGGAGGUGGUGCUUAAGUUCUGAGUUGUGCCAGUCAGAGCUGUCCAUAAAAUCCACUAUGAAGGAGCCUC
Molecule: messenger RNA, 3088 nt
Organism: Hemibagrus wyckioides
Lineage: Eukaryota; Metazoa; Chordata; Actinopteri; Siluriformes; Bagridae
Product: RNA exonuclease 5-like
Exons: 21
Coding region: 110-2407 (765 amino acids)
Cellular component (GO): nucleus
Molecular function (GO): RNA binding; exonuclease activity
Source: RefSeq, a predicted model, not a curated record